AUGCCCGCCCUCGAAGAUGGUCCACCCAGAACAGGCAAAACCCCCCUUCCGUACCGCCAAUUAUUCAUCGUAUCCCUUCUCCAAGGCUCUGAGCCGCUCACAUCUUCAAUUAUCUUCCCGUUCGUCAACCAGGCGGUACGCGAAUCUGGCAUCACGGGUGGUGAUGAGACCAAAACAGGCUACUAUGCUGGAGCCAUCGAAUCCAUAUUCUUCAUUGCAGAAUGCCUGACAGUCGUUCAUUGGGGUCGUCUCUCGGACCGCAUCGGUCGCAAACCAGUCAUGUUAAUAGGCCUUGUAGGCCUCGCUACCUCUAUGAUUACAUUCGGGCUCUCAAAAUCAUACUGGCUUCUCCUGAUUAGUAGAUUCAUUCAAGGGAUGUCGAACGGAAACAUGGGAAUGACGAAGAAUAUCAUGGCUGAGAUCACAGACGAAACAAAUAUAGCUGAUGCUUUCGCGUGGAUGCCUCUGAUCUGGUCAGUUGGGGGGACGGUUGGCCCAAUCAUUGGCGGUACCCUGUCCAACCCAUCAUCCACUUACCCCUCCUCCAUCUUUGCCUCCUGGCCGCUCUUCGUGAACAAUCCGUAUUUACUCCCGUGUAUGGUGGCCGCCGGAUAUAGCUUGACUUGUUUAGCUAUCGGCUGGUUUUGGUUGGAUGAGACCCACCCUGAUAUCAUAUCGCGCGAAAAGCUUGCUCAGUCGAUCAAGGACGGCUCGACGACGCACUCCGUACUGCCAUCAGAGUCGACUCCUCUUCUAACCUCUUCUCCUUCCUCUUCUUCUCUCGCCCCUUCCUCUUCCUCCUCUUCGCACCCCUCCUCCCCCUCGUAUUCAAUCAAGACCCUUCUCUACACCCCUUCGAUUCUCUUUUCACUCAUCAACCUCGCCUUUCUUGCCUUCGCCGACCAAUCCACCCAGGUCAUCCUCCCGCUGUCCUUUUCCACUCCAAUGUCCCUCUACGGACUCGCCUUCCCUCCGUAUACGAUUGGGGUCACUCUGGGCGUUUUCGGCCUCCUCAACGGCCUUUACCAAAUACUCGUUCUGCCGUUGCUGACGAGGAGGUUUGGCUUCAAGGCAGUGCACCGUUUCGCAUUUGGUGUGGGAUUGACCGGAGUCUUUCUGGGGUAUGUUGCGAUCGGGGACGGCGUGCGGAUCAGAGGUGAGGUGGAUCGAGUAGUGUGGGGUUUGAUUGUGAUACUUCUGACAUCUAUGGCGCAAUACUCCAUGGCAUGGGGGUGUAUCUACCCGAUCCUCAUAGCGACAUCGCCUACACCGUCGACGCUCGCAACUAUAACGGCCCUUGGUCAGAUGGCAACGUCCACCAUGCGUUCCGUGGCACCCUCUUUUGCAUCGUCGCUCUUUGCGUUCUCGAUGCAGAUGCGCGAGUAUUAUCGUACCCAUAAUCACCGCUGCGAUCCUAGUGAAGGUGGGGAUACCGGGUGUGAUGAUGGUGAGUGGAUUGGAUGGGCGGGCUGGGGGGCAGGUAAUUUGGUGUACUUUGUGCUUCUGGGCGUCGUUGGACUAGGGAUUUGGACAUCGAGGAAGUUGCCGGACCAGAGGCAUUACGCGGGGAACAAGUGA
Messenger RNA from Pleurotus ostreatus (oyster mushroom), 1578 nucleotides. RefSeq lists its product as uncharacterized. The record is from RefSeq and is a predicted model, not a curated record. The coding region runs from base 1 to 1578 and encodes 525 amino acids. Gene Ontology annotation, molecular function: transmembrane transporter activity. NCBI's taxonomy places the organism in Eukaryota, Fungi, Basidiomycota, Agaricomycetes, Agaricales, Pleurotaceae. The transcript has 7 exons. Gene Ontology annotation, biological process: transmembrane transport.